CACAACCGCUCACUCUUCAUUCGAUUUAGAGCCAGCCCCAAAGGAUCUUCUCUUCAACUUACAGAAAGGAGACAAGACGGGCGGAGUAUGAUUUUCAUCCCAGAAGGCCAACAAGGUUAUGGUUUUACAUCCUUCAACUCCAGAUUGGAGCUAGUACUUAAACACCUCUCUAGGGCUACCCCCCUCCUGCACCCUUCAUUGAUAGGGCCUUCAUUUGUGCUUUUUCAACCCCAACUCCCACUGAUACCUCUAUGUACAUUUCCUCCACUUUAUUCAAGUUGGAAGUUUGCCCCCAAGAGGAAAAAACCAUACCCCCCUUCUCCAGAAUCCCCCUCGCAAGGCCUUCCCUUCUUUCUGCUAAAGCCAAAGAAUUUGUUCCUAUAACACACUUCACCUCGCCACCGGCUCCCAUCUUAUGUCCAGCAGCUCCAAUAGCCUCAAGACUCACUUUUUUGGGAUUUCAUCUUCUGACACUGAAAGAGAUAACACUUGGGACAUCUCUAAAGCCUAUGAAUCUGAUCAGGAGCAACAAUAUUGUUCAGGGAAAGGCCCUUUUCCAAUAGAUGAUGCCUCAGAAUGGGAAACUGAUAGAGAAUCAGAUGAAGAGGAGAGUAAAAGGGGUUCGCAUGCAAAGAAAAAGUCUAUCAAAAAAAGAAACCAAGAAAGAUUUGAAAAACUUAUAAGCCACAUUCAAGGAGGGGUUGUUAGCAAACCUAGAAGGAGCAGGAGACUUGCUAAGCUCAGGAACGAACUCAUUGAUGAAAGGAACCUAGAGUCUUUGAACUUGGGUUGUGUUUAGCACUUCCAGGCAUGGCAUAGAUUCAACUCUCCAAGCAGCUACAUGUUAGAAUAAUAAACCAACGCUAGAGGGGGGGGGUGAAUAGCGUUUGAUCGGAGAAAUCGAAGGAAUUAAAAAAUUAAAAGAGAAGUAAAGAGAAGAGUAAGAGGCACACCGAAUUUUACCCUGGUUCACCACAACUUGUGGCUAAUCCAGCCUCCCGAGAGACUCUCUCGAGCUACACUACUAUCUCGUUAAGCUUACGGGUGCUUAACAAACCGUUACAACUUGAGAGUUCGAGUCACACGAACCUCAACGAAUCCUUCAAAGGAAACAGACCUUCCUUUGAAUCAACCGAGAGAGAUACUAUCUCUCAACGUGUCUAAGAACACAAGUACACUCAAGAACGAGACUCUCUUAUAGAGUAGAUUAUGAGUAAACUAAUAUUUUGGGAUUCUAAUUUCAUGAUCAAAUACACCUGCUUGGAGAAUUAUUCCAAUGGAUCGAGGAGACAGACCUACACCAUCAAGCCCGGCAUGUAGCUGUUUCACUUUUUAUAUGUUUGUUGUUUUCCCUUUGUAUUCCAAAUAGGUGGACUUUUGUCUAGAAUCCCUGGACAGAAACUAGGCAUCCCAAUUAGACUUGGUAAGGUUUGGCUAUCCUGUAUGGGGUACGGGCAACCCCCACUCUCUUUUGUACUCUCUUUUUAAUUUAAUAAACAUUUCUCUCAAAA
Messenger RNA from Cuscuta campestris, 1511 nucleotides. The record is from the annotation of a GenBank genome assembly. NCBI's taxonomy places the organism in Eukaryota, Viridiplantae, Streptophyta, Magnoliopsida, Solanales, Convolvulaceae.